This is a messenger RNA of Silurus meridionalis, 1352 nucleotides long. It is a transcript of the gene hhex, whose product is annotated as hematopoietically expressed homeobox. NCBI's taxonomy places the organism in Eukaryota, Metazoa, Chordata, Actinopteri, Siluriformes, Siluridae. Gene Ontology annotation, molecular function: DNA-binding transcription factor activity, RNA polymerase II-specific; RNA polymerase II cis-regulatory region sequence-specific DNA binding. The record is from RefSeq and is a predicted model, not a curated record. Gene Ontology annotation, biological process: regulation of transcription by RNA polymerase II; cell differentiation. The transcript has 4 exons. The coding region runs from base 152 to 1030 and encodes 292 amino acids.
GUGACUCUGGUGGGCGGCGGAUCGAGAGUGACGCGUUUCACCUACACGAUUUAUAAAGGAAAAGACAACAAACAACACUCACUAACUUUCUGAGCAGCGGAUUACACACAGAUACACACAACCGCAUAUACACACACAUUCACACCGAGUCAUGCAGUACCAGCCGGCGGCUAGGCCCGUGCCCCUGUACGCGCCAACCCCGGUUCAGCCCUCGCACCCUACUCCGUUCUACAUUGAGGACAUUCUGGGCAGGAGCGAUGGUACCCCGAGUGCGUGCUCUCCGCUCGCCCAUGCGCCAACACCCAUUCCUGUACCCGCACCGGCUUUACCGUCACCGAACUCAUCCUUCACCAGCUGGGUGCCACCGUACCGGAGCGCUGUGUACGAGCCAACACCGGUCCACCCGCACCAGAACCCGCACCACCAGCACCAGCACCAGCACCCGCACCACCACCACCACCACGCCGCGCUCGCCGCAGCCGCCGCAGCCGCAUACGGGAACCCGCUGUACCCGUUACACCGCGCGCUGCUCGGAGACUACUCACACGCGCUCCUCAGACACGACCCUCUCGGUAAGCCUUUACUGUGGACUCCGUUUAUUCAGCGUCCUCUGCACAAACGAAAAGGAGGUCAGGUUCGUUUCUCCAAUGAUCAGACUGUUGAACUGGAGAAAAAGUUUGAGACGCAGAAAUAUCUCUCACCACCGGAGAGGAAACGACUGGCCAAGCUGCUGCAGCUGAGCGAGAGACAGGUGAAAACGUGGUUUCAGAACCGCAGAGCGAAAUGGAGGAGACUGAAACAGGAGAAUCCGCAGGUCUCUAAGCGCGAGGCGGAGAGCGAGCACGCGGACAGAAGCUGCGCGCUCGCGAGCCCGCGCGCCUCGGACCCGCACCCCGCGCGCUCCUCGUCGUCGUCGUGCUCGUCGCCGUGCUCGCGCGCGCUGCUCGAGUCGGAGGUUUCGGACGAUUCGGACGGCGAGUUGGACAUCGAGGAGGACGCGGACAUCUCACCGAGUCCUCCGCAUCUCUGAGGGCGCCGCUGCAAACACGGGACACGUGGACAUUCUUAUUUAUCUACCCGUUCAGCAGCGUCCUGGACUUCUCUGACUGUACAUAGUGACACACACACACACACACACACACACACACACACACACACACACACACACACACACACACAUGCUUUUAUAUUUAAUGUGAAAUCAUUGCAACUCGGUUGAAGCCUCUGUGUUACAACAAAUGGACAAUAAUUGUGUGUGUGUGUGUGUGUGUGUGUGUUCAGCAUUAAAACCAUUAAGAAAUGUGUAAAUAUUUUAUGUAUAAUAUUCCUAAUAAAUGGUGAUCUUAUCAUUA